AAUUAAAUUAAUCAAUUAGUGAUCUCAACUUACAGCGGAACAAAUGCCGUCGAUGGUGGAGUCCCCGGCCGGAAUGGUGUCUUUGCUCCGGCGAGCUUUCGAAGACCGUCAGUCCAGCAAGGCGUCCGCGGCCGGAAGGGGCGGGGGCAGCGGGGGAGUGUUCAAGAUGUUCAAGCUGAUACCGAUGCUGGGUUCCGGUUGCAAGAUGGUGAAGCUGCUGGCGGCGCGGCCGAGCAAGCAGGCGAUGCUGGCCGACAAAGCCAUCGCCGUGACCCUGUUUGGCCCCCGACGUGGCCGCAUCAGCUUGGCCAUUCAGGAGGACCCCCGGUCGCCGCCCUUCUUUCUCAUCGAGCUGCCGGUGUCCACGUGGGUGCUCCAGCGGGAGAUGGAGUCCGGGCUGGUGAAGCUGGCGCUGGAGAGCGAGACGCGGACGCCGCGGCGGAAGGUGGCCGAGGAGUACGUCUGGGCUGUCUACUGCAACGGCCGCAAGGCCGGCUACGCCAUCCGCCGAAAAGAGGCCUCCGAUGAAGACCGCCGCGUGAUGGGGCUGCUGCGGGGGGUGUCCAUGGGCGCCGGCGUCCUGCCGGGAUUCUUCACCGAGAAGGACGCGGCGGCGGACGGCGAGCUGACGUACAUGAGAGCAAGGUUCGAGCGGGUCGUGGGGUCCAAGGACUCCGAGUCCUUCUACAUGAUCAACCCCGACGACAGCACCGGCGCCGGCGGCGAGCUCAGCAUCUUCCUCGUCAGGUUGAAGUAAUAGUCCUGUAAUACCAACCCUAUUAAACACGAAUUAAUAAACAAUUAAACCUUCUUAAUUUUUGAGCUCCACAUAUGAAGUAAUGAUAUUACUGUCGGUACGAUUGUAAAUAAUCAAUAAUACUUCUUAAUCUACCUUAUUUUACAAAUAUACAUGAUAAAAUACAUGUGGUAAUGUAAUUACUACGUACAUUAUUUCUCAUGAGAGGAUUUUUCAGCAUUUACAUCUAGUCAUGCUUU
Zingiber officinale is the source of this 996-nucleotide messenger RNA. RefSeq names its product protein MIZU-KUSSEI 1-like. Bases 44 to 757 code for a protein of 237 amino acids. Lineage: Eukaryota; Viridiplantae; Streptophyta; Magnoliopsida; Zingiberales; Zingiberaceae. The record is from RefSeq and is a predicted model, not a curated record. The transcript has a single exon. Gene Ontology annotation, biological process: hydrotropism.